Corvus hawaiiensis (hawaiian crow) is the source of this 3513-nucleotide messenger RNA. Its product is annotated as amine oxidase [flavin-containing] B-like. The transcript has 16 exons. The record is from RefSeq and is a predicted model, not a curated record. Bases 423 to 1982 code for a protein of 519 amino acids. Lineage: Eukaryota; Metazoa; Chordata; Aves; Passeriformes; Corvidae. Gene Ontology annotation, molecular function: oxidoreductase activity.
UCACACAGCACACGCUGCAGCCGGCACCAGGUGCCAACUCUUAUUUCGGGGGGCUCUCACAAGGAAAACACGAGCUGGUCUUCCAGAGUCCUACCUCGGCAGCCAGCGGUCCCCUCUGGCAGCCCAGAGUGGCUGCAGAGGGUGCAGAAGUGGAUUCCAGACUACCCAAGCAGAGACCCCGCGUUUGCUGCGCCUUGGGAGCUGCGCGCCUCAACCAGGGGCAAAUUCCCUCCCCGAGCCGUGCGGGAGGCAGGAGAGCCCCAGCAGCACGCCGGUCCCUCGCGGUGGCCCAGUGCCCGGCACCGGCAGCCCCGUCCCUGCCGGCCGGGCCCGCAGCGGGGGCGGUGCCAGGGCGGGGCGGGGACGCCACAGCCCGGCCGGAGCCGCCGCGGGAGCACCGAGCGCCCGGAGCGGGCAGCGCCAUGGCCGAGAGAUGCGACGUGGUCGUGGUCGGGGGCGGCAUCUCAGGUCUCUCAGCAGCCAAGCUACUGACUGAGUCAGGCUUGAAUGUGGUGUUGCUGGAAGCCAAUGACAGGGUUGGUGGAAGAACUUUCACUGUGAGGAACAAGCAAGUUAAAUAUGUGGACCUUGGAGGGGCUUACGUGGGGCCAACCCAGAAUCGUCUCCUGCGACUCUCUAAAGAGUUGGGAAUAGAGACAUACAAAGUGAAUGAAGUUGAGCACCUGAUACAUCAUGUCAAGGGUAAAUCUUACCCCUUUAAAGGGCCAUUCCCUCCUAUGUGGAAUCCAUUGGCCUACCUGGACUACAACAACCUGUGGAGGACCAUGGAUGAAAUGGGAAAGGAGAUUCCCAAUGAAGCUCCAUGGAAGGCUCCACGUGCAGAAGAAUGGGACAAAAUGACUAUGCAAGAUUUCAUAGAUAAAAUAUGCUGGACAAAAGCUGCCAAGAGUUUUGCAACUCUGUUUGUGAAUGUGGAUGUCACCUCUGAACCCCACGAGAUCUCUGCCCUCUGGUUUUUGUGGUAUGUGAAGCAGUGUGGGGGCACAGCGAGGAUAUUCUCAACGACCAACGGGGGACAGGAGAGGAAGUUUGUUGGGGGCUCUGGGCAGAUCAGCGAGAAGAUCAUGGAGCGCCUGGGGGGGCGGGUGAGGCUGAGGAAGCCGGUCGUGCGCAUCGACCAGUCGGGGGACGGUGUCAUCGUGGAAACCCUAGACCAUGAGUUAUACGAGGGCAAAUACGUGAUCAGUGCCAUUCCCCCAGCUCUUGGUUUGAAGAUUCAUUUCAACCCACCUUUACCCCCAAUGAGAAACCAGCUCAUCAACAGAAUCCCCAUGGGCUCAGUCAUCAAGUGCAUCGUGUACUACAAGGAAACUUUCUGGAGGAAGAAGGGGUAUUGUGGUACCAUGAUCAUUGAAGAUGAGGAUGCUGCAAUUGGUCUGACACUUGAUGACACUAAGCCUGAUGGCAGCUUUCCUGCCAUAAUAGGCUUCAUUCUUGCUCGAAAGUGCAGAAGACUGACGGGUCUCACGAAAGAAGAAAGGAAGAUGAGGCUAUGUGAGCUCUAUGCAAAGGUUCUGGGAUCAGAGGAAGCUUUACAUCCAGUGCAUUAUGAAGAGAAGAACUGGUGUGAAGAGCAGUAUUCUGGGGGCUGCUACACAGCCUACUUCCCACCAGGCGUAAUGACUCAGUAUGGAAGGAUAAUUCGGCAACCUGUUGGCAGGAUCUAUUUUGCUGGCACAGAGACAGCCACAGAGUGGAGUGGAUACAUGGAGGGGGCUGUCCAGGCUGGAGAAAGAGCAGCCAGAGAGAUACUGUUUGCUAUGAGGAAAAUCCCAGACAGUGAAAUUUGGAAGCCAGAACCUGAAUCAGUUGAUGUGCCAGCUUUGCCCAUCACUACAACCUUCUGGGAGAGGAACUUGCCAUCUGUGCCAGGACUGCUAAAGCUGAUUGGAUUUUCCACUUUCUUCACCUCUGUGGCUGCAGCUGGGUUAUUUGCCUACAAAAAGGGACUUCGAAACUGAAAAAAGACUGCCAAAGCUUUAGGAAAGCUCUCUUUGUCUUUAAAGCCGUGUCUUGCUAUGAUUGUGCUGUGGACCUUACCACCACUAUGGGAUUAAAAAAAGGAUUUGCUGCUGUUUUCUCAACAUUUUCAACACAAAAGGAAUACAUGGCACCUUGUGUACGUGGAUGCCAGCAGGAUGAGUGAAUUGACAAAUGUAGGUAGAGAAUCAAGCUGCUUCCCUAUGGGUAGAGGGAACUGUUAGCACUGGCUUAUGUUUUUGAAACUAAAAUUCAUGCUAACCCUUUGAAGAGAGGAAUGAAGUCUGUUUUAAUGGAUAACCAGUUGUGCUGUAUUCUCAAUUUAUUAACACACUUGAUGAGACAACUGCUAUCAUGAAAGUUCCAACAGUUUACCAGCUUUGUAAAAUGUACUAUAGGAACAACUAUGGAAAUAAUUGUAUUUGUCUCUUACGAACUGAACUGUGUUACCAUGCAUAUUUUGUAAUGCUCUUAAGAGUUUACAAAAAAAAAAAAAGAGAUUUACUUUCUUAUACUCUGUCCUGAUAGCCACCGUACAUUGCAAGGAAAUGACAGGUCAUGGCAUAAAAAUCUGUGUUAACCAAAGUACUUGAAAUCUAAUUGUGUAAACUACUCAACAAUAACAAGGAUGUGAACAACCUGAGGCAGCCCCCUUGUCUUCCCUUUAAUUUGUGCAUUUUUUUACCCAGUGCAGAUCUUGAUUCCAAAUAGCACAUCUGCUCUCAAUAUGAAGACAUUAAUCAAGUAAUUAAGUACAUGUCUGAGCAUUAUCCAUCACUGGAACCCAUGGCCUGGACAAGAAGCUAUGGGGCUUGAAGAAAUCUUUCUGUGUCCACAGUGGGACUGUUGUUUCACUGAAGUAGGCUUUACAGAUGUGCAGAAAUUUUAAGAUUUUUCCCCUUUUUUGAGACAUGAAAAAGAAAUAUUUUUGAGGAAGAAGGAAUUGUAUGACCCCCAGAAGUACUAGGGAGUCAAGAUUAAGUUGCAGAUCUGCCACUUGGGCAAGAAGCAAACCCCGUCAAAUCACAGAUUACAAAUGCUCACAAAUAAACCUGACCUGUGUUCAAAUGAACUAACAUUCCCUCUCCCAUCUCCACCACCUUAAGAUCACCUUGAUCUUCCUUCUGUUGAAGAACAGGUUGUAAAAAUGAGACAGCCAAAGCAGCCUUGCUUUCUAAGUGUCUCUCCAGUGAAUUCGUUUAGGCGUUGUCAUAGACUGCCGCUUAUAGCGUGUCUGCUGUGCUCAUGUGCAGGUCAGUGCUCAGUGGUGCCUGCCUCUGUGUUUUGGGAAAAAAAAAAAAGAGUGACUUCACUUUGCAGGAAUAUAUAUGCUGUGUGUGUGAUGAAUUUGUGCCUUUUAUAACCGUAGCAUUUUCUAAAGUGCCUCUGUGGUGACUGUCUCCCUUGGUUUCCUUCUUCAGCUCCCUUUUCAAUAGGCUCUGCAGAUAUUUUUAUCUGACAGCUGUGAAAUUUUUUUAACCUUAAUUAGAAUCAAUAAAUAUUGUCAUGUCA